AUGAUGGAUAGUGGGACUGAAGUCUCCACGGCACACCAUCGAGAAAUUCAUAGCUAUUACUUGGCCUUACAGAAAUAUUUUAACAAUGCUGAGACCAAACACGAUAGAUCCAAUUCACCAAGAGCUCAAAAGGCAAGAGCUAAACUGCUUAAACUAUCGGCAUCUCAAUUUUAUGAGUUAAGUACAGAUGUGUAUGACGAAUUGCAGAGAAGGAUUAGCGAUGAUCAAUCACAACCAGAAUAUCUGCUGCCCAAAGCCACUUUCCACAUGAAAAGAAAUCAAGCCAGACAGAAAUUAGCUAACCUUUCACAUACUAGAUUUAACGAUUUAGUUGACGAUAUUCUUUUCGAGAUCACCAGACGAGGUUAUAACACGCCACCAGAUCCUGAAGUGGAUGAAAACACAAAUAGUAAAUCGACAGUGGCGGCGGGAUCUUCAACGCCUAAUAGUAAGAAGACUAAUAUGAGCCAUUUCAAGAAUGAUCCAAAUAUAUCUGUUGGAUCUGAUGGAUCUAACUCACAAGUACCUCCCACUGCGACUAUUCAAACUUCAAAGGUUAUCCCGCAAAAGGCCUCUAUAGACUGGUCAUCUGAUGAAGAACAAGAUACGAAGAAAAGUGACAAGAAUACCAACAAUAUUAAUACUAAUACUCCUAAAACUAAUAAUCAUACUCAGGGAUCGAGGGAUCUGGGAUCUAAUGAAGCGGCUCCACCAUCCAACAUAAACGCGCUACAACAACCCAAUACCACACCUAUUCUACAUCCUACUGAUAGUUAUCACCACUACGGAGAUGUGAUUGAUUCUCCGGCACUAACCGAGACUGGCAAUAACCAUGGAGGUGAUGAGACUUUGACUGUCAAUCCUCCCAAAAAUAGAAAUUCGAGUACUUUCGAUUUUGAAGGUGUUUCCAAGGAUGUGUCAAAUGAGCCUAGAUCUGUACAAUCGUUAGGUGAAUCUCAAAAUAAAGUUAAACUUGAUCAGUUGCAUAGUGAAGUAGAGGCAUUAAAAAAAGAAAAUGCUAGUUUGAGGCAAUCAAGAAGCUCAGGUGGAACCAGUUCAAGCGAAAACUUUGAGAAAGACUUCAGGUCGUUAAGUGCAGAAGUCGAAUCACUCACAGUGGAAAAUGAAAAGCUGAGGGCGAAGGUUUCAGAACUCGAAGCUAGGGCUAGAAAUCCACAGCCUCAAAAUAAAUCUUCUUUGCCAUUGUCGUCGGAUAACGAUAAAAAUGAGUUAGAAAAACUCGCCUUGGAUAGAGAAUCUGUUACAAGGUAUGCCGCUCAAGAUGGAUCUAUCCCAUUUGAAUCUGUUCAAGAAUUCCACCAAUACAUUCAAAAAUUGUUUACCGAUUUGCAAACUGAUGUGGAUGAUAUCGGUCAUACACUAUUUGAAGAUCUAGCACGUCUUUCAAAUACCGUGGCUCAACUCUUCGUUCUUGUGGACGUCCCAGAUUAUAAAGAAGAAGUAAUUCUUCUCAAAGCGUCUUUGUCCCAUACUAUCACUUCUAUCAGGUAUUUUUCAGUUUACGGAGCACUACUACCACGAAUAACGGUACAGGCAGCGAUAUCAGAAUUAGCGUUUGCCUUUUGCAAUUUGGUAAGAUCCUGUAAGAUAAAAGGUGAUGGGCGCGGGGGUGCAGCUCUAGGUCGCAGUAAAAUUGCAUUAAAUGGUGAUAAAUCUCCCAUAGAUCCUCCGACCCCAAGUAAUCAUAAUAUGGCAAAUUCUGAAUUCAGAAGUCCCUUUGACCACCCAACUGUCAUAACCAAGUUCGAGGACGAUUUUGGAAAAGAUGAAAUGUCUCCCGUUAAGCCGCUGAAGAUAACUCAGAAGGCGGGGAUGAGUCCGAGUGCAAAGACACCGUCUUCUGCAAGGAAGCAGUCUAGUGGAUUUCCAUUCGGACCUAUGGUUGAUACACGAUCACCAGCAUCUCGUGGGAAGGGAUCCUCAGCCGGCCUUGCAUUCGAAAAGACAAGAAAGUUGAAUGAAGCAUCUCCCACUUCAUCUCAAUCAAGCAGUAUAGACCCAGGAUUGCUGGCCGCAAGAGUCAAAGAUUCUACUCACGAUAAAGGUUUUUCCAAGAAAAGUAAUGGAUGGUUCACAGAUUCCCACGACAGAAACGAUCCAAGUAGGACGUUUAACGGUAAUACUACUCCAGAAAAAUCAACAGCUACGAGUAGGGCAACGACUGCAGAAGGAACAACCACAUUAUCUACUCCAUUGAGCACUGCUUCUCCUUCUGAUGACCAUCAAAGGAAACUAGGAGAAAAUUCCCUGAAGGAGACUAACUCCAAACCUCAGGAAAAUAAAGGUUUGGACAUCCAAGGUAAUAGGAGUCAAGAUGAUAAUGAUUCUAUGAAGCCCAGAGAUAUACUGAAUAAGAAGGAUAACAAUGAAAGUGCUGUUGACUCGAUGAAGAAAAACAAUGCUCCUAGCGCUGUCAAUGACCCUUACCGUGGUGAUGACUCAAUGUCAUCCAGAGAUCUGCCCGACGUGAAGAAUAAAACUCUCGAUAUCAGUGACUCUGUAGAAUCUAAAGACAUAUCUAAUUUGGGGAAUAAAAAUCGCAAUGCUAGUGGUGAUUCAGUGAAAAACAAGGACUCUUAUGAUUCAAUAAAUCCUUUUCGCAAUAAGGACCUAGAAACUGAUGAGGAACAAGGAUUCAUCUCUAAACCAACGCCCGACAAUACACCUAAAGAACUUUUGAACCCCAAAGAUUCGAAGAACACUGAUACUCCACAAUUUUCGACAGGAAACAUAGAAUCGACAUCACCAGAAGAAAUCAGAAGAACACCAGAGGCCAUCAAGGAUGCCAUAUCCAGACUUGAAGGAAACUCAACCCCAGACUCUCAGGAGAGAACUGAACCUGAAGCUCAUAAGAACGCAGCUAAAUCUGAGCGCGUACAAGAAAAGACUGAAUCUAAGAAUAUCCAGGAAGAGAGUGAACCAAAGGAACAAGAACAAGAACAACAACCACAAUUACAAGAGGAGAAACCAAGAAAAAAUUCUGGUAAAAGCUUCACAGAGAAACUAAGGACCUUUGCCACACAUGCAGGCAUCGGGUUAAAAGUUGACAAAGAACAAAAAGAUAAACAAGCAGCAGCGACCCAACCCAAAGGUCACGAGUCUAGUGACGGUAGUUCCGAUGACAGAAAGAGAGAUAUUACAGUGACUGAUCAUGAUAAGAAUGCCAAUCUUCCCGAAACAGGAUCCAGUACCCCCAUAAGUAAAAUAGCUGCCACUGGUUUCAAUAAGGAAUCAACCCCAUCAUCAGCUAGUCCUAAGGAAAAUGAUUCUUCAAAUGGGCCACGCAAGGAGUACAAUGGUAGUGAAAAAACUAGUCCGUCUUUCAAUAAGGAUUCUGAUGAUAACUCAAAUGUAGCUUCUUCUUCAACAACCCAGAACAAAGGUUUAGAAGCUGCUUAUAGGGAGAAUAAGAAACCAACACCACUAGAAAAAUCACUUGAAAAAAGCAGCGAAAACUCUGAUGACUCCAACCCUAACUUCAAUGGCGUUAACUCAAGGGACGCAAAUUCCAAUUCUCCCCCACAUGCCAACAAUUAUGAGAAGGAUAGAGAGUCUGGUGCCGCACCAGCACCAGUUGGCUCUACAUCUUCCCGCGAUGAUAAAAGCAUGGAAGUCGGUAGCAGCUCAAAAGAUGAACCUUUUGGUAAAAGUGCUGCUGGCACCAUGAUUGGUGAUGGCUUAAGAGAUGCCCCUUUUAAUGAAAAUGCUCCUGAUGUCAUGAAAGGUGGUAUUCCUCAAAAUAAUAAUGCCACUCCAUUUGUCACAUUAAAUGAUGGUAACGGAGAAACGGACAUCACACCUAGAGGUGGAUCAGGGUCUCUUGAAAAUAGCUCGGUCGGUCAAGACAAAGAAGUUCCUUCGAAAUUACCAAAUUUCUAUUUCAGCAACAUUCCACAACCUCCAACGAAUUCGAACUUGACUGACAAACUCAAGAAGACAUUUGCCGACAUCCCAAGUGAGGAUGAAAAUGAAGAAGGAAGUGAUUUUAACAAUAGCCCUUAUAUGAGUGAUGAUGGUUCUGUUUUCCGCGCUUUCAAACAAUCUUUGAAGGAGGAAAAUGGUGCUAGCCGCGGCUCCCCAUUGAUUCAGCAGGAAAACUUCCACGGUAGUAAUUCUGAGGCUAGAGAGAAGCCAGCUGGCCUUGGUCUUUCGGAAAAAACCGAUCUGAAACUUAACAACAGACCUUUUGGUAUCCCUUCGGGAUCAAAUCAGAGUUCGAAUUUUAGCGUUCCUGAACAAAUGAGGGACAGAGGCCACAACCAAGACAAACAGCGCCAACCAGCUUCAUACGAUGCUUCUUCUCAGAAUCAUCCAAAAGAAGAGUUUUCGAGAAAGGUGCAAGACGGAGCUCCACCUCACAAGGAGGGAGACCAAGAUAUUUCGCAUAAUAGCAGAGAUACCCGGGGAAAUAAAUCUGAUUUGACAGGUUUUGAGGAUGUCGAUGAUUCAAUGACCAAUCCGGGAGAAUACUUCAAAGAUCACAACGAGGCAAGCACUGGCCAAGGCAAAAGCUCAUCUGCUUCAAGUAAGAACACCCCGAAACCAGAUCAUGAUUCAUUUCCUUUAGGGAAUAAUGUGAAAGAUGAUAAGUAUAAAGAAACGCAUAGACCUUGGGACAGCACUGAUGAAGAAGAUGACUAUGAUGCUGAUUCCUUCAAAGACGCAUUUACGGAAAAUGGAUUUGAUCGUUUGGAGCAAAACUCUAAUAAUUCUAAGAGUAAACCAGAAGAAAAAGACAUCAACAAUUCCAAGGGUAUAGAAAACCGUAACAAUGACUACUCUCAUUCAAAGGAUGAUAGCAGGUCUCUUUCUGAAAAUACUUACAACAAAAGCAAGGGACGUGGUGCGAGCGAUUUAUCUGUCCUUCCUGGUACCGCUGAGGAAACCAAUCAACAGCAUCUAACGUCUAUCGAUGAGCCUUCAGAUGAUUUAAACGCUGGUCCAUCAUUUUCCGAAGAAAAAGAUGUUACAGAUGCAUCAGCUCCCAAGUCAGCUCGUUCUGUAGCGCCUCAAUUCCAACCUGUGAAGCUAUUCUCAUCUAACAGUCAAACGCAUGAUCCUUCUAAUGGCAAGGCUGAAUUCUCUAAAAAUGAUGAUGUAACUAAAAGUCCUAACGUUCCCAAGACUCCUGUAAUGAGAAGUUCCGUUUUCAGGCCUCAGGUUGUAAAAACGCCUUCCGGUAAGACGCCCUCGUUAAAUAGUCCCGUUGGUAGAAGUCCAGGAACUAGAAGUUUAGCAAGUACCAGGACUGAUGAUGGUGAUUAUAUUUUUGAUGUUGAUGCUUUCGAUAUUGAGAAUCCAGAUAACACACUGUCCGAACUUUUGUUAUAUUUGGAACAUCAAUCGUUACAAGUAAUUGCAACGAUCCAAUCUUUAUUGACAUCUAUCAAAGAGCCACAUGCUACCAAAGGUAAUUUGAGAAAAGAAUCCAAUGCCAUUAGCCAAGUAAUUAGACAGAUGGUUGAUGCUACGAGUAUUUCUAUGAAUCAAAGCCGUAAUGCAAGUUUGAAAGAGCACGGAUCAUGGGUUGUGAAAAGUUUAGAAGACUGCUAUUUGAGAAUGACUACACUGUGUCAAUUAAAUCGUAGUGGCGGAUUUAAUGAUAACCCUGAAGAUGAAAAUUACGCAAACAAACAUUUCAAACAAAGAUUAGCAGGUAUCGCUUUCGACAUCGCCAAGUGUACAAAGGAAUUGGUAAAAACGGUGGAGGAAGCAUCCCUCAAGGAAGAAAUCGAGUUCCUAAACUCUCGUUUGAACUAA
Molecule: messenger RNA, 5781 nt
Organism: Zygosaccharomyces rouxii
Lineage: Eukaryota; Fungi; Ascomycota; Saccharomycetes; Saccharomycetales; Saccharomycetaceae
Gene: SPA2
Product: Spa2p
Exons: 1
Coding region: 1-5781 (1926 amino acids)
Biological process (GO): pseudohyphal growth; invasive filamentous growth; bipolar cellular bud site selection
Cellular component (GO): incipient cellular bud site; actomyosin contractile ring; cellular bud tip
Molecular function (GO): MAP kinase scaffold activity
Source: RefSeq, a predicted model, not a curated record